AUGGCUGGUCAAUCCGCAAAGAAACAAGUUGCUCAAAACUUCAAGAUUUUAAAAGAAAUACAUACCAUAACAUGGACAUCAUACGCCAUCUUUAGUUUUUUCAAUUUUUAUUUCAAAAGACCACAAUCAUCAAAAUGGUUUAUCAUAACUGCAUUACCAGCUUUAGGUUCAUUAUAUCUUAUUGAAAAAUUCGGUAGACCGAUAGUUGAUCCUCAAGGUAAAAUUAUUCGUCUAGGUCAAGAUUUAACUGAACAAGGUUUAACAGAAUAUUUAUUUGAUAUCAUUUAUUAUACAAUAAUUUUAAAUUUCUUGACUAUUGUUUUCAAUUCAACUUUGGUUUGGUGGUUAUAUUUAGCAGUCCCAUCAUUUGCCGCUUAUAAGAUUUAUAAUGUUAUAAAUGCUGGUAGACAAUUAUUUGGUGGUGGUUCAAAAACUGGUCAACAAGUUGAUGAAUAUGAUAAUAAUGGUACCAAACAAGGUGAACAAGGUAAAAGUAAAAGACAACAAAAAAGAGAAGCAAGAGGUGAUAAACCAAAAAUGAGAUAUAGAUGA
This is a messenger RNA of Hansenula ciferrii, 552 nucleotides long. RefSeq names its product Snd2p (gene SND2). Gene Ontology annotation, biological process: vacuolar protein processing. Gene Ontology annotation, cellular component: intracellular membrane-bounded organelle. The record is from RefSeq and is a predicted model, not a curated record. Lineage: Eukaryota; Fungi; Ascomycota; Saccharomycetes; Phaffomycetales; Wickerhamomycetaceae. The transcript has a single exon. Bases 1 to 552 code for a protein of 183 amino acids.